UUUUCUUGGUGCUUUUUGUCUGAAUUUUAUUUCCAGAAUGGGUAGAAAAUUCACUGCCAUUGCCUGUUUUGUCGGAUUGAUCGGUACGACUAUCGUAUUAGCAUCACCACCAUCAAAAGGUGGUGAUGAUAGUUUUGAAGAUAGUGGUGAAAUCAUCGUUCAACAACAGAAAUUAACACGUCCAAAACGUGGUGGUUAUAUUGAAAAACCGGCCGGUUAUGGUGCAGCUGCCGGUGGCAUGCGUUUCCGUGGUCCAGCUGCAAUAUAUAGUGGUGGUGGUAAAAAUAUUGCCGGAUAUGGUGGUAUGUAUUCAACAGGUGGCGGUAGUUUUGGUGGAAGUGUCGUCAGUGGCAGCGGUGGUGGUUCCGUUCCUGGUCCAAUGAGUCUUUAUAGUUAUGCACCAAGACGUGCUAAUGCUGCUGUUUAUGGUGGUAUUUGGGGACCACAAACCAAUGAAGAAGCAUUGAAAUUCGAUAGCCAUAUGACACGUUCAAUGAUUGCUGAUGCUAUGGCAUCAAGUGGUCGACGAUUAUAUGCCGGACAUGGUGGUCUUAUACCUGCCGCUAUUCAAUCACGACGUAAUAUUCAAUUUUAUGAUGUUCCAUCAAAUUUCGAUGCUGCCGAACCAAUCACGGUUGAAGUUGGACAAUCACCAGCAUCACAAUUAAAUAUUCGUUUCAGAUCUUCGUCUAGUCCAUUAGCGGUGGAACAGGAUCAUUCACCAGCACCUGGAUCAAUGCGUGAAACAAGUAGUGAAGAUGAACCACACAUUUUACGCCAUAUUGUAACACGUCCGAUUUUACAAGAGGUUCAUGAGGUAAUCAAACCAUUUCGACGUGUCACCCAGGAAAUUAAGCCAGUUCAAGAAGAUAUUGAAACCGUUGUUGCUCGAGGCGAUGAAAUCCAAGGAGGAGGUGCCGCUAUCGGCGGAACUAUACUUACCGCUGACAGUGGUGAAGUUAGUGGCGGUGUCCAAUCGGCAAACAUCAUCACUGGUCAUAGUGGAUCGGCUGGUCAAGGAUAUGUACAAGGAAUAUCUACAAAACCGGCCAGCUAUGGAUCUGGAUCAUAUACUAGCGGCGGUAUGAGCACAGGUCAUAUUGGUGCUAUCUAUUCAUCGAAGCCAAAAAGCUAUGCUGGUCAUGGUUUUCGACAAGCCGGUUAUGGUGUUUCCGCCGGAGCCGGUUAUCAAAAACAUCAAAUGACAGGUGGUGGUGCCGAAAUGGCUCAGGUUCAAAUUCCGUUUGCUCGACGUGCUGCUGCUGCUGCUGCUCGUGGUGCUAGACGUGCUUGAAUAGGAAAAUAUAUUUCCAAAUCGCAAAAAAAAUGAUUAAUCAAUACCGAUCUUAUUUCAAUUUUCUCAAUUUCAAUACAAGUCCUGCCAUAAUAAUUUUCUUUGAAAAAAAUAAUUUCAAUUCAAUUUCUGCCACAAAACAAUGAAUAAUUUAAAUUUUUUUUUCUACACACACUGGCCCACCAUUUACCGAAUUUCAUCUCAUCUCUCUCUCUUUCUCUGUCUCACUGUUGAAUCAACUUGUCAAUUUUUUCAUUAAAAUAUUAAUUUUAAUUUUAA
Dermatophagoides farinae (American house dust mite) is the source of this 1573-nucleotide messenger RNA. RefSeq lists its product as uncharacterized. The record is from RefSeq and is a predicted model, not a curated record. NCBI's taxonomy places the organism in Eukaryota, Metazoa, Arthropoda, Arachnida, Sarcoptiformes, Pyroglyphidae.